AUGGCGGAGAACAAUUUCGCGGUGGCAGCGUUCCAGCAGCUGUACGGAAGCGGGGCGGCGGCAGUUCCUGCGCAUCCUGCGGCAGGACGAUACUGGCCGUAUCCGAGCGCACACGCGCUACCGACAAACGGUUUGUUCUAUCAGCAAGCCUCGGCGGCGGUCACCUUGCAGAAGCCUCUUCCCUACAGGCUGUACCCACCGACGAUGAUCCUGGCAGGGCCUAGCAAUCCUCUCGGGUCGCUGACGGCGAGCUCCAGCUUGUCGAAUCUCAGCAAUUACUACAGAGACGGUCCAGAAAUGGCGGACGGACGGGACAGAGAGAACAUCGAGAGAUCGUCGAGACAAAGGGACAGAAGCAAAAGCCCCGUGCUCAGCGACAGGUCGCCGUUGAUGAAGGAGGAAAGACUGUACGCGCCGACGAUGGUGCAGCAAACACCCGGUUCGAGCAACACCCUUGGAACUCUCACGGCGAGUUCCAGCCUCUCGAAUCUGAGCAACUACUACAGAGACAGCCCGGAAGCGGUGGACGGACGAGAAAGGGAGAACAUGAACAGAGCGUCGAGACAGAGGGACAGGAGCAAGAGUCCUGCGUUGAGAGAAAGAUCACCUAUGUGCAAGGACGACAGGCUCUACCCAGCAACGAUGCUUCAAGCGGGGCCUAGUAACAGUAUCGGCUCGCUCACGGCCAACUCGGGCCUGUCGAAUUUGGGCAGCUACUACAGAGACAGUCCGGACAUGGUCGAGGGCAGGGAGAGAGAACACUUGAGCAGGGCGAGCAGGCAGAGGGACAGGAGCACCAGUCGUUCGCCAAAAAGAGAAGACAGUCCGCAGAGCAUAAGAGCGGACAGCGACGACGAGAGUAUAAACGACAUCUAG
Heterotrigona itama is the source of this 876-nucleotide messenger RNA. Lineage: Eukaryota; Metazoa; Arthropoda; Insecta; Hymenoptera; Apidae. The record is from the annotation of a GenBank genome assembly.